AUUACAAUCGCUAGAUUCACUGGACAACUGGUUUGGCCAUGUCACUUACUGGGAAAUGGCAGAAUAUCCUUAGCUACAGAAGAUGCCAUAGGGAGGGUUGUCUGCAUCUCUUGCAUAUAUUUAACAGUUUCAGGUUGCCGGAACUUGAGUUGCCCACACCAGAUCAGUUGCAAACCUCGACAUCCAUCCCAUUCAAGAACCUGACGACUCUUAAGGGUUAGGAACUUGGCAUAGGAAUUAGGAACCGCAGAAGUCUUUCACAGGCUUACAUCUCCCAAACAAGUCAAGCUCAGUACAAACAUGGUUUCUUUUGCCGACGAGAAUGGUUUGUUGCUUCCUUCUCUGCUGAACUUGCUUGGAAUUCUUAGUUUGAACCAACCUGAAAGGUACCUCCAUGGACCUGUGUGGAUCUGGAACUGUCCUAAACUCGAGUCCUUGCCGAAAACACUUG
Linum tenue is the source of this 451-nucleotide messenger RNA. Lineage: Eukaryota; Viridiplantae; Streptophyta; Magnoliopsida; Malpighiales; Linaceae. The record is from the annotation of a GenBank genome assembly.